UGCCAGUCACAGGAGCCACAAUGGCGAUUGUAGUCUCUUUAAGAUAGGGCUGUGGAUGCAAUCAAAUCCACUAACAUCGCCCUAAAUAUAGGCUUGGUUGAUUUCCAGAGCCAUUGAUAAUAAACUGGAACAUCUACUGCACACGAAAAUACUAUGAUUUCUUAUUGUUGAGUUUUAUAGGGGAUACAAACUUACAUUAAAAGGAACAUGUAAACAGCACCAACCGGGUCAAGUUUUCAUUUUGUUGGAGAAACGAGCGUCUUUUACUGAAGACGUCUGCUUGUUUCUGAGUGCUAAGCUCGUUCCUCUGAGGAACACAGCACCUUUACUUAACUUGGCACCGGACAAGGACAGCUUUCACAAGGGGACUUUUUUCAUUUUUCAUCAGGCUGCUCGCUAGCUGCCGAGCAUUAGCUAGCGGUGCUAGCUAGCUACGUUGAGACGGUGGCGACGCUUCAAAACUCCCAACGUUCGGUUCGGACCUUCUUCAUUCACUGACUAACUCCAAGAUCAACCUUUACGGCACGGGAAGGCAACUUUUUAUUUUUCUGUUUUGAGAAAACUCCGCCGACGAUCCAAUGGAGUGAAUUGGCGCUAAAGGAGGACUCGAUAUCGGCCUGGUUUCCCGUUAAUGAACUGCCCGGAUCACGGUAGAGGAGGCACCGCCGGCGUAAGGUAUGCCUGGGUCGGACCGAAACCAUGGGAUCAAGAGGAAGACGGACGCUAGCAGCGGUGCGUCGCUCCAGACCCAAGGCCCGGCUCGUACUUUUGAGGGAGACCUGAGCAAAGAUGGUAAAGUGCAGUUAAAACCUCUGAUGUCCUCCUCAUCGAAACGCAAGCGGCAUAAAUUGAGCAAAUAUAACUUUUUAUUCGGUGAUACGGUGCCUCCUGGCGUCAACACGGUGAAGCCUCUAGUGGAGUACGACGACAUCAGCUCGGACUCGGACACCUUCUCGGACCCCCCGUCCUCCAGGCCGUCUGAGAGGGGGGCUGCGGACAGGCUGGACCCCUCACCGGACUACGACAGGGAGGACAUUAGCAGAGAAGGUGACGGAGCCGGGAACCGGGUGCACAGACAGCCCCGGAAGAAGCCCAAGGACCCCAGCAAAGUUAGAGACUCUGGGAACGGCGAGCAGGGACUCAAGAAAAAGAGCAGCAAAGACCGCGAGAAGGGCAGAUCCGUGAAGAGCAAAGAGAAGUCCGCUCCUGUGGGCUCCUCAUCCAAGCACCCAGGUGAAGCCAAACGUGGGGAGCUGAUGCUCUCCAACGCACAGAGCGUCGGCAGCACCACUUCCUCCGCGUCUUCGUGCCGCAGCAAGGAGAGCAGCCGCUCAGGGAAGUCCCACAAAGACCGGCAGCAGAGGAGAGAAGGCCGAGGGGAGGUGAGCCGCACCUCCUCCCAUAGGAGCCGGGCAGACAGGACUCACCGCAAGUCCUCCAAGAGCCACAAGUCGAGCCCCAGGGGCAAGUCGUCAAACAGGGGGAGUCCCCGCAGAAAGGGCUCUGCUUUGUCACCCAGCCCCAGGAGGAAGGCUGGCAGCGAAAGUCCACUGGGCUAUGGACAGCAGGGCGAUGACGGCUACAACAGGCGGAGGGUGACCCAGCAGAGCUCAAGUCCUUAUGGGGACAUGUCUCGCCGCAGCAGACAUAGGUCCUCCAGCUUCGAGAGGGACAGCAGCCCUUAUUCGAGGAGGCGAUCCAUCAGCCCGUAUGCCACCCGCAGGUCCUCCAGCACCAGCCCAGUGUCUCGGCGCUCGGAUCGAUCCAGAAGUCGUUCUCCUCUGCACUACUCUUCUCGCCGCUCCUCCUCCCGUUCCCGAACCAAGAGACAUACCUCCUCUGGAGCAGGGGGCAACUCCCACAGCAGUCGGGCAGCAAGCCGCUCCCCUCCCUCCUCCCGUCUGCCCCUCAACUCCAGUUUGGGCGCGGAGCUUACCCGCAAAAAAAAGGAGCGCAUGGCUGCCGAGGCGGCUGCUCGUGCCAGUGCUGGCGGCGCGGCAUCUCCUCUUACGUCGACAAACAAAGCUUCGAGCUCUGCGUCGUCACGGCCUGCUAAAGCCGAGCCCCCGCCGCUAGAAAAAGACUCGUUAGCAAAAGUAGAAACUCACCCUCCGCCUGCUGCACAGUUACCCCCCGAUGGUCCUAGUGCUGAAGAUCAAGUUGCAGCAUCUUCAUCUUCUUCACCUGCACUACCUCCUCCUGAGCCCUCCCCUCCUGUGCCACCCAGCCAAGCCAUCCAGGUUCCCCCACCACCACCUCAGGCAGAAACGACUAUUCAGCUUCCUGCAAAUCCCCCCUCCCUGGCAAAAUCGCCAGUUUCACUUCCUUCACGCAGCCCCGUUCGCCAGACACCACUCCACAAGACGUCCACUCUGCCCCCCCUGCCUUUACCGCCUGCACUGCUGGGCGCCACUCAGAACAGUCCAAAGAAGUCCACCCCUCCCCAGAGGACAUCGAGAAAGGAGAAAGAAGUUCGCAUCCGGACUUCCAUUAUCGACCUUCCUCUACCACCAACUCUGCUCGGCAUUGACUCCUCACCUCCGCAGUCCCCCAUCCGGCAGCCUCCCACUGUACCACAAACAGCCCUUAAGAAGAGACCAAAGAUUUGUUGCCCACGAUACGGUGAGCGCAGACAUAACCUGAGUGACUGGGGCAAACGCUGUGUAGACAAAUUUGAUAUUAUUGGCAUCAUAGGAGAAGGCACUUAUGGCCAAGUGUACAAAGCAAAGGACAAAGACACUGGUGAACUUGUUGCUUUGAAGAAAGUGCGUCUGGACAAUGAAAAGGAGGGUUUCCCCAUCACGGCCAUCAGGGAGAUCAAGAUCCUGCGGCAGCUCAAACACCGCAGCGUUGUCAACAUGAAGGAAAUCGUCACUGACAAACAGGAUGCACUGGAUUUCAAGAAGGAUAAAGGUGCGUUUUACUUGGUGUUUGAGUACAUGGACCAUGACCUGAUGGGCCUUCUGGAGUCCGGCCUGGUCCAGUUCUCCCAUGAACACAUCCGCAGCUUCAUGCGGCAGCUGUUGGAAGGUCUGGACUACUGCCAUAAGAACAACUUCCUGCACAGAGACAUCAAAUGCUCCAACAUACUUCUCAACAACAGAGGUCAGAUCAAACUGGCUGACUUUGGAUUGGCUCGACUUUACAAUUCUGAAGAAAGUCGACCGUACACUAAUAAAGUAAUCACGCUAUGGUACCGUCCGCCUGAACUUCUGCUGGGUGAGGAGAGGUAUUCUCCAGCCAUUGAUGUUUGGAGCUGUGGGUGUAUUCUUGGAGAGCUCUUCACUAAGAAACCCAUCUUUCAGGCUAAUCAGGAACUUCUACAACUGGAGCUCAUCAGCCGUCUGUGUGGGAGCCCCUGUCCUGCAGCCUGGCCCGAUGUCAUCAAACUUCCUCUCUUCAACACCAUGAAACCCAAGAAGCAGUACAGACGGCGACUACGAGAAGAGUUUGCCUUUUUGCCUAUUUCUGCCCUGGACUUGCUGGACCGAAUGUUGACCCUUGACCCUUCACGCCGCUGCACGUCAGAGCAAGCGCUCUUCAGUGACUUCCUGAGUGAUGUAGAUCCCAACAGGAUGCCACCGCCUGAUCUCCCUCACCAUCAGGACUGUCACGAGCUGUGGAUUAAGAAGAAGAGGCGCUCACGACAGAGCGGGUUGCCAGAGGAAGCGCCCAAAGUGCCCCGUAAAGAGGUGGCUGGGACAUCCAGCGGCGAGAACAGUCGAGCCCAGAGCAGCCCGACCGGAGUCCCACCUCCUCCGCCGGAAAAACCCGCCUCCACAGCCAAAUUGGAGAGCGAGUUGUCGGGUCUGGGAGUGGCUGCGGAGCAACUGAACCAAACCGAACUGGCGGUGCUGCUAAACCUCCUCCAGGGACAGACUGAGCUCAGCCUGGCCCAGGUGGCCCAGCUCCUUAACCCCUCCAAUCCAGAGACUCUCGGCCCUUUGCUGUCUGCCCUUAACGAGUCCUCUGACCACCAGGGGGAGCCAGAGAACAAGGUCCAGCCUGCAGCUGUGCCUCAGCCCCCAGAGCCGCCUCCUGAGCCCAGGGAGCCCUCUCCCACACCUGGAGACCCCCCUCUCAGCCAGGAAGACCAGACUAACCUGCUGGCUCUCAUUCUGGGCCAAAUGAUAAAACCACAAACCGAGGCGCAAACUGACGAGAGCAAUGGCGUUCAGUCAGAGGAGGCGCUCGCACGCGGUUCGUCCGCUUCUACUACUGAUUCCAAGGAUGGUGUCUCAAAAAGGAAACGAGUUUUGGUCAACGAGGUGGUUGACCAGCGUCCCCCGUCUCCGCCCGGGCCUCCUCCUCCUCCCUCGGCCGCUCCUCCUGGGAGCUCCCAGCAAACGGAGCCCCAGGACAUCAGCCCUGCCGUGGCUGCUGCUUUGCUUCAGCUCAUUUCUCAGCAGGACUUGGAAGCUGCAGCCUCUAAGAAAAGCCCAGACCCUUCCCCGGCUGAGGACGCUCACCGUGGAGAGCCUCCACCUCCUCCUUGGGUUGCAGACUCCCCUCCUAAACCUCCUCCUGCAGCUGAGGCUCCAGACGGACUGGUGACGACGACUCCUACCAUGGCUGCACGGUUCCCACAGGACCAGGACCUCCGUUUUUCCCACGGAGCCGCCCGUUGAACCUCAGCGUGUUGGAGGUGAACCCGGGUGUCAUUGGACAGCUCCAGCCCAAGGCCUGAAGGAAGUGGCAGAGGACCCCCCCCCACCCCCCCACCCCUACAGAAAGUGAUCAAGAGCAGGUAGUGACAGUCCAAUCAAAGCUUUUGAAAGUGAAUAUUUAAAUGAGAGUUGAGGGUUUUUGGUUUCGGGUGACAGAACUUCACCUCAACAUGUUGCUGUGGUGUUGGAGACGGUGCAGAUGAAGAGUCGGGACUUGAGUUGUGGAAUGGAGGGCUAUGCAACCGACGCUCAGUUUUAAAAACACCCGUGAGCUCGUUUUUUAUUUUGUUUCCUCCUUAAAACAAAGAAAUGAUUGUCUUGGUCGCAGCAGUGGCCACGUCUGAUGAGAUUAUCAGUGUUUAGUGAGAAGUUUUCAGUUCCCCCCCCCC
Messenger RNA from Nematolebias whitei (Rio pearlfish), 5056 nucleotides. RefSeq names its product cyclin-dependent kinase 12 (gene cdk12). Bases 678 to 4628 code for a protein of 1316 amino acids. The transcript has 15 exons. Gene Ontology annotation, cellular component: cyclin/CDK positive transcription elongation factor complex; nucleus. The record is from RefSeq and is a predicted model, not a curated record. Gene Ontology annotation, biological process: positive regulation of transcription elongation by RNA polymerase II; transcription elongation by RNA polymerase II; protein phosphorylation. Gene Ontology annotation, molecular function: cyclin binding; cyclin-dependent protein serine/threonine kinase activity; RNA polymerase II CTD heptapeptide repeat kinase activity. NCBI's taxonomy places the organism in Eukaryota, Metazoa, Chordata, Actinopteri, Cyprinodontiformes, Rivulidae.